AUGAAGUUUGAAAUUCUAUUAGGGUUAAUCAUUUCAACCAUAUAUAUGCUAAUUAUUAGAAGAAUGUCUACUAAGAAUAUCAGUUCGAUCAGUAACGGGAUCAAUGUUGCUAGCGGAGCGGCGCAUGCUGCAACGCAAAAAAACCCACAUCCAUUUCCAACAUAUUUUGUCAGCCAUGGAGGACCUACGUUUAUGUACGAGGAUGAUGCUUUUGGGAACAAGGGUGCAUGGAACCUUCUUAAGAAGCUUGGGACGCAGAUCAAGAAGGAAUGGAAACCGGAUUAUAUAAUUGUUGUUUCAGCACAUUGGCAGUCGAGUGGUCGUAAGUUGGUAGAGGUUAGUGUUCCGAAGUCAGGGAAGGAAAAUCCACUUAUAUACGAUUUCUAUGGGUUCCCAGACCAUAUGUACAAGGAAGAAUUUCAUACGAACAACAAUUUAGCAGUUGCACAAGAAAUCAAGCAAGAGCUUGAGAAAGGAGGUUUCCAUAGUGAGCUCACCGAACGUGGAAUUGACCACGGGGUGUGGGUGCCGUUGAAGGUUGCAUUCCUGGACUAUAAUACGUUGUCGAAGGAACAGCCAGUAGUGAAGGGCUUGGACUUACCGGAAACUUCUUUAAUUCAAGUUUCUUUAACUGGUGACGAAAAGGAUUUUGAUUCGCAUCACAAGUUAGGUCAGGUAUUGUCGAAGUUCAGAGAGAAUUUGAUAUGGGAUGAGAGUCAGCAAAGGUAUCUUAAAGGAAUGGUUAUCUGCUCGGGAAUGUCUGUCCACAACUUGAGAGAUCUCUCUUCGUUUAGAGUACCAGGAAAGGUUAUGCCAUAUACUAAGCUGUUCAAUCAAUUAUUAACUAAAUCGAUUACCAAUACAGACAAUGUCUUGGAAAAUUUGAAAGGCUUGCAAACCAACUACCCUAAAUUAUUAUUCCUGGCCCAUCCUACAUUAGAGCAUUUUGUACCGAUUGUGGUUGCUAGUGGUAUUGUUGACGGAAAGGAAGAACCAAUCAAGGAAUUAUAUAAUGACAAUGUUGCUAGUUUAGGUUGGGGUAUUUAUCAAUUUGGUAACAACUAUUCUGCUUAA
This is a messenger RNA of Debaryomyces hansenii CBS767, 1074 nucleotides long. RefSeq lists its product as uncharacterized. The transcript has a single exon. NCBI's taxonomy places the organism in Eukaryota, Fungi, Ascomycota, Pichiomycetes, Serinales, Debaryomycetaceae. Bases 1 to 1074 code for a protein of 357 amino acids. The record is from RefSeq and is a predicted model, not a curated record. Gene Ontology annotation, molecular function: oxidoreductase activity, acting on single donors with incorporation of molecular oxygen; zinc ion binding; ferrous iron binding.